CCUCCCUAAGGGAACGAUCGGCGUCAAAACAACAACAACAUCAACAACGCACGUGUAGCUUCCUGAUCAGCUGAUGAAGUAAACAACUUCUCUUGCCUCAACCUGUAGAUAAUGAGAUAGUAGAAACUCAAGCCAUUUCUACCUGCUGAAUGUCCCAGCCAUGUUACGAAUAGCAGUAAGAACAUGUACAAAUUUUCCAAACCAAUGGCAAUACACAACAAGGAGGUGGAUCCACACCUCUAGGGCUAUGCGAUCUGUUGUUCCAGUGUUUCGACGAGCUGAACAGUACCAUGAUCAUGUAGCAUUAACUGACCAGCAUGGUGAACAUACCUAUAGUCAGAUUUAUAGGUUCAGUGGUCACCUGGCUCGCUUAAUGCAGGAUGUCCUAGGAAGAGACAGAGUACAAGAGAGAGUAGCUUUCCUGUGCCCCAAUGAUGUAUCUUAUGUCAUUGCUCAAUGGGGAACGUGGAUGGCAGGUCACAUUGCUGUUCCUCUGUGCCCAAAACACCCACAUCCGCAGUUAGAAUAUGUUGUGAAGGACUGUCAGGCGUCGGCUAUCAUUACCACUUCUGAUUUAGCACACAAGAUCAAGCCAAUUCUCUCAGGACAACAGGUUAUAGUCUUAGAAGAGUAUUUUUAUAAACAGUCUCCUGUUAGCAAAGAAAAUGAAGACAGUCCAGAUGCAAGCCCUGAGUCCAUAGUAGAAGAGAGUUCAACAGCACGGUGGUAUGGCUUGGAUAAUGAAUUUUACUCCUUGAGUGAUGCCAUGAUUCUGUACACAAGUGGCACAACAGGACCCCCAAAAGGUGUUGUUUUGAGUCACAAGAAUGUCGCUUCACAGACAAGUUGCCUGAUCCAAGCAUGGCGUUGGACCUCUAGUGAUUCCAUCCUGCACUGCUUGCCACUCCACCAUACUCAUGGCAUUGUCAAUGCUCUUUUAUGCCCACUACAUGUUGGUGCCAGAGUUGUCAUGCUACCAGAAUUUUCUGCAUCAAAAGUUUGGAGUCAUUUGCUUUCCCUGGAUACCCCAGUCAUGUCACGAGUGAACCUCUUCAUGGCUGUACCUACUAUAUAUGCGAAACUGAUUGAGGAAUAUGAAGAUAAAUUAGUGAAGAAUACUAGAAUGAUAGAGUAUGUGAAGGCUAUUUGCAUGCAGAAUAUAAGGCUCAUGGUAAGUGGCUCUGCAGCACUGCCUGUACCCAUCCUGGACCGGUGGAGGGCCAUCACGGGCCAUACACUCCUGGAACGCUAUGGGAUGACGGAGAUAGGAAUGGCCCUAUCUAACCCCCUAAAGGGAACUAGAAAGCCAGGUUAUGUUGGAACACCCCUCCCAGGAGUGGAAGUAAGGGUUGCCAAGUUCAUUCCCGGGAAGGAGGAGUAUGAGGUUCUUUGUGCCGGGAACAGCCAGGGAACCAAGGUCUUCACUGAUGGGGAGGCUGGUGAGCUUCUGGUAAGAGGCCCUAAUGUGUUUAAAGAGUACUGGAGUAGACCUGAGGCUACCAAGAAGGAAUUUACCCAUGAUAAGUGGUUCAGGACAGGGGAUACUGCACAGUACAUAGAUGGAGCCUACAAAAUCUUGGGGCGGACAAGCGUGGACAUCAUCAAGAGUGGUGGGUUUAAGAUCUCAGCCCUUGAUGUGGAGCAGCACCUCUUGGAUCAUCCACAUAUUGCUGAAGUGGCUGUGGUUGGGCUUCCAGAUAUCACAUGGGGACAAAAGGUUGCAGCUGUCAUUGUAUGGCAGAAGAAGGAACCCCUUGACCUGGUUAAGCUUCGUAAUUGGGCACGGGAGAGGAUGCCCCACUAUCAGGUACCGGCCGUGGCUAUAACCAUAUCAGAACCCUUGCCACGCAAUAAUAUGGGGAAGGUCAACAAGAAGCAGAUUGUGAUGGAUUUCUUCCCAGAUAGCAUGAACCAGCAGUAAUCUGUCUUUGUGUGUUUAGGGUAUGGAUGACUGGCUGUGAGGAGGUAGUUUUAAAGUAUGAGUGGGAUUUUGUUUGUUAGGUGCGAUGUUGGUAACGGUUAUUGUCCCUUCAGUCAAGUUCAGGGUUGAUUGAAGUUGAAUUUAGUCAAGGAAAAGAAUAAAAUAAUGUAGAGGCAGCUAAAAAAAUGCAAUGCUUUGGUUAAUUUGACAGUGUUACUACAUUUUAUUUUUCCUUAAGGUACUGUACCACAGUUGAAUUUGUAACUGAUGCCAGUUACUCUUGUCAGGUACAGUUUAAGGUAGAUUUCCUGGUUCUGAGAAAAGGUCCACAGGUCUAGUUAUGCAUGUUUCUUAUGUGUGCUUCACUUUUUCUUUUUAGUAUAAUGCAAUGCUGAUAAAGCUAUUGUUCAGCCACAUUUCCAAUGAUAUAAAAUAAUGAAUACUUCAUGACCUAUGACUGUUAGCUACCAUUGGUGCUUCCUUGGAGGUGGAAGUUAUCCAGAGAUCAAGGUACCUAUGUAUUUAUGUUUUUCCUUUGGCCUCCUUUGUAGCACCUGUAUUAGGAAUGUUAUUGAUCUCAGCUGGACUAUGGAGAGGCCAAUGUAAAUCAUCAGAUCACUGCAUACAUCAAUAUGCUGUAGUAACAGACUGAAGACAGAUAUUGUCAAACAAAUAUUACUAUUUGUCUUGAAGUAACAGAUAGUAUACAAGACUAGGAAGUCAUGUGCAUAAAAGCAGCUGAAAGUGUGCUGAUUUUAUUCUUCUUUUCUUUUCUUUUCUUCUUAGAUUAACAUGUGUAUAGUAGUGUAGAAGUCAUAGUUGGACAGUGGAAAGUAAAUCUAACAGAAAUAUUCCAGAAACCUUGGAGUGUAACAUUUUCAAUUUAGAAUUGCAAAUGCCUUUGCAUUGUGUGAAUGAGAUUCCAGGAUUUACCACCUCUCAGUAUUUAACUGUUAUGGAUUCUGUCUCUUCCAUAUUCAUUUUCAUUUGUACUGGGCUACUUUUUUAAGAACUAAGAUAUAUGUAUUUUAUAACACAGAAAAGCCCAGUCACUGCUAUUGAAACUAUUUAAGAAUGAAGUGUAAGGCAAGGGCUACCAUGAUCUUACAUGUGGGACCCUUGGUAUGUACUGAAAUUCCCUUGUUUAUUUUCCUUUUUUUUCCAUAUGACCUCCAAAAGGGCAUACAACCAGAUUGAAAACAGCUGCUUCACAUAGUACGUAGGGCCAGUUAAGAAUAUUUUUUGGAUAGGUUAUCUACCUCCCUUACUUUUUUAUGUUAUGUAUCUGACACUCAUGCCAAGAUUAUUUAAACAUCAUUUUGUGUCUGUGAAAAAAGGAAACAAAUUUAACAGCAACAUUGUGGUUACAUUUUAAUUUUUCACUUCUGAUUAGAUCAUAAUCUUAUGAUGUGCAAUCAUUUUUAGGUGCCUUAAAAUAUAUGGAUUUAGUGUAUAAGACUGCAUUAAUGAUAGGAAAUUACUUUGGUUCCACUUUUUCAUUUAUUAUGUUGAAAAAAACAUUGUAUUAUGAACCAUUCUGUUGUACAAAGAUUGACCUUUGAUGUUUUCUCUGUUAUUUUUAUGAUUAAUGUAAUUUAUUCACUGGUGUUAGGAGAGCUGGUUAUGAGUUAAGGCGGGACAUUAGUUGAUCAUGAAUAUUCUUUUGAAUAUGAAAUUAAAAGU
This is a messenger RNA of Penaeus monodon (black tiger shrimp), 3604 nucleotides long. It is a transcript of the gene Acsf3, whose product is annotated as malonate--CoA ligase ACSF3, mitochondrial-like. NCBI's taxonomy places the organism in Eukaryota, Metazoa, Arthropoda, Malacostraca, Decapoda, Penaeidae. Gene Ontology annotation, molecular function: medium-chain fatty acid-CoA ligase activity. Bases 161 to 1921 code for a protein of 586 amino acids. Gene Ontology annotation, biological process: fatty acid metabolic process. The record is from RefSeq and is a predicted model, not a curated record. The transcript has 12 exons.